CAUGCCUCUCCUCUCUAUCGGAGCCCUAAUGAACACCUGUCGUCCCGGCAUCCUUUGCGUGUCCAAUAUGGAAGAACUGGCGGUGGAGGUCCGUGGCUCCAACGGCGCUUAUUAUAAGGGCUUUGUCAAAGAUGUCCACGGUGACUCUCUCACCAUUGCCUUUGAGAACAAUUGGCAGCCAGAACGCCAGGUGCCCUUCAGUGAUGUCAGAUUGCCACCGCCUGCUGAUGCCAAGAAGGAGAUCGGAGAGGGCGAGGAGGUGGAGAUAUUCUCCAGAGCCAAUGAACAGGAGCCUUGUGGUUGGUGGCUAGCUAAAGUUCGCAUGAUGAAGGGAGAUUUCUAUGUGAUUGAGUAUGCAGCUUGUGACGCCACUUACAACGAAAUUGUUACCUUUGAUCGUCUGCGACCAGUCAACCCUAACAAGGCCAUUACCAAGAACUCCUUUCACAAGUGCACUGUCCCUGUUCCUCAGGAUCUGCAAGAAGCGUGUCAGGGUGAGAACGCACAUAAAGACUUUAAGAAAGCGGUGGGAGCCUGUCGCAUCACGUACUGCCCUGAGACCAGUGAGCUAGUGAUUGUGUCCACCAAUGACUCAACGGUGAAGCGUGUGUCUUUGCUGAGCGACAUGCACCUACGCGGCCUCAGAACCAAGCUGCUGUUGAUGUCACGCAACCAGGAGGCCACAAAACACCUGGAGACCUCUAGGCAGCUGGUGUCAUCCUUCCAACAGGAGUUCACAGUGAGACCAGACCUGAUGGGGCUGGCUAUCGGCAGUCACGGAAGCAACAUCCAGCAAGCGCGCAAGGUUCCAGGUGUCUCUGCCAUCGAGCUGGAUGAGGAGACUGGUACUUUCAGGAUUUAUGGAGAGACAGAGGAGGCCGUAAAGCAGGCCAGGAACUUCUUGGAAUUUGUGGAAGAUUCGGUCCAGGUGCCAAGAAACCUUGUUGGUAAAGUGAUUGGGAAGAACGGUAAGGUCAUCCAGGAGAUUGUGGACAAGUCUGGCGUGGUGAGAGUCAGAAUAGAGGGGGACAAUGACAACAAGCAGCCCCGGCAGGAGACACAGGGAAUGGUCCCAUUUACCUUUGUCGGCACUAAGGAGAGCAUUGGCAACGUUCAGGUCUUGCUGGAGUACCACAUCUCAUAUCUGAACGCCAUGGGGGAGCUUCUUGCAGAAGGCCAGCAGCUAGAGGAAGAACUGAGGCAGAUUGUGGAUUACACGCAGGGAAGCAGCCUAGCAAUUUUCAGAAUGAAAAGCUCAAGGCGCACUGGAUGUGAUGUAGAUGAGGUUGAGCAACUUCGUCUGGAGCGGAUGCAGAUUGAUGAACAGUUACGUCAGGUCACCCAGGGUUACCGGCCAGCUGACCGGGAGCGAGGCGAUAGGGGAGAGAGAGGAGGAUUUAACACCGAGAACAGUGUCGGUACGCCUUCAUCUUCCUUACGUGGUAGCCGCUCCUACAACGGCCGGGGGCGUGGACGCAGAGGCCAUAGCUACAGCACCGGAUACGGCACCAACUCGGAGCAGUCCAAUGCCUCUGAGACCGAUUCAGAGCGCAAGGAUGAGCUCAGCGAUUGGUCCCUUGCUGGAGAGGAUCAGGAUGGGGAGAGAGAACGAGGCGCUCGGCCACAAAGAGAUGGUCGUAGAAGGCCGGGACCUGGCAGAGGUCGAGGGGGACCUGGAGGAAGGGGGAGAGGAGGCAGAGGAGGAUACAACUACAGUUCUGCGCCUCGGGACCAUGACAACUACCAACCCUAUGGAACCUUGGAGGCAAACACUGAGACGGACCAGACAGCUGACACCGAUGCCAGCGAGUCCAACCUGCCAGCAAACCGCCGCCGAAGGUCACGGCGUCGCAGAACAGAUGAAGAUGCCACUCUGAUGGAUGGCAUGAGCGAGUCUGACAACGCCUCGCUGAGUGAAAAUGGCUUAGAUGUAAAACCUCAGCGCCGCAACCGUAGCCGGCGUCGCCGCGCCCACCUGCCAGAGGAGAGGCAGCCAGUGACCGUGGCUGACUACAUAUCCAGGGCUGAAUCUCAGAGCAGGCAGACAAACACCAAGGACACAAAGAAACCCAAGGAUGUGGGUCAGGUGGAGGCUAUUGCUGAGCACAGUCCGCAGUCUGCUCCGCCAACCACCAACGGCUCGAGCAACGGCGCCACCAAGUCUCCCCCUGAGAAGCCCGCCAAAGCCUCUCACACGGAGGACUCGAACCCGGAACCUGUCGUUAACGGACUCUCCUAGUUAGACCGGAGCAAAGAAAACGGUUUCAAAUAUUUGGACUCCUUUGGGGAUACUUGGUUGCGUCUCCAUGGCGAGGCGUCAAAGUUUACUAAACAUUUAAACACAACAAGCACUGUCCUUUUUAUUACUUAACAAAUAUUUGAAACCUGUUCUGCAGCACAAGACCGUAACCUCUCAUUUACACCUUUAUCUGUUCAACUGUUCAUUUUACUAGUUAGUUUUCUUUCUCAGUAGUUCUUCCAGUACGAGCUUGCCAAAGAUAGUCAGACACAUGUUUAGGGACACACACACACACACACACACACACACACACACACACACACACACACCUCUUUAGCUUGCUCUUCACCGAGAGCUCCGAUGGAGGUUUGGCUGAAAGCAGUGUUUAUACAACGCAGACAGGAAUUCCUCUCAAAUCCAUUCUGUGGUGUGAAUGCAGCAGUUUGUUUUUUAAAUUCUGGCAAAGUUUUACAACGAUGCCUGUUUUUUUGUCGCGUGGCAACAUAUUUUUUAUUUUAGUUUUGUCUUCUCCAGGAUGCUUUUUGCAUCCGAGGUAGUUUGAAAAGUGAACAUCUGCAUGAGCCUUACCACGCUGCAGAUAGGUUUGUCGCAAACUCAAGUAGAAUUGAUUCACGUGUGAUCAGCUGUUGUGCCUUGAGAGUAGAUUCAACAUGUUGCUGCCUGGCUCUGCGCUCCACCUGAAAUCCUUCCACAUCUCUCCGCGUGACCCGGUUUCCCUCACCUGCCACAGACGAGGCGUCUCCGCUAGAGGCCGGUGAGGGCGAACCCUCAAAACGCCCUCAAAGGAUUUCAGAGCCAUCUCUCUAAAAUCAGGUGUCUGCUCUUAAUGUUGUGGGGGUGGGGUGGGGUGGGGGGGUCCCGUUAUCCUUUAUAUAUUUAUCUGUUGAGGAGUUUGACAUUAGCUGCUUCCUGUUCUUUAAUAUGCAACCACUCUGAUCAUAGGACAAAUGUUAUUACAGCAUAUCUGAGACGAGACGAGACGUUUUGUUUGCACUGAAGCGUAACCGACUUCUGUUGAAGCUGAUUGUAGUUGAGUGAGAAAACUGGCUCGCAGCGGUUAAACGCUGCACCGAUAUGUAGCCACCAGGUUUCCUGGAAACAUCAGGCAGUUUGAUCAAGUUUCACAAGGAUACUGAGACUUCAGAAACCCAAUAAAAUCAAAAUAAAACCCGUCAAGAGCGCCUUUGCUCAGCCUUUUGGGCCCACUUCUUAAUGCCUAAAACUGCAAAAAUCCUGUAAAGAACUGGACUUCUCUGCUCUGGUGUUGAUGUUCCUGAAAAGCAGACCCAGGGGACAACGAUGUCAUUUUCAUGGUUCUUCCACACUGGCUGGCUGGAAACUGGUCACGACUGUUCCUCUAAGGAAGGAGGUUUAUUUGGAUUAUUUAUUUGUUUUUUAGAAAAAAAGUGUACAGUAUUUAAAAAAUGACACUUUCUUGUUCUUGACACUAAAACAUACAAAUCCAGUUUUGUUUUAAGACAAAUUAUGAAUUGGGACUACUGACAGUUGCGACAUCAGAAGUGUUUUUUUUUGGGGGUGGGAGGGUCAAAUACAGUAUACUGUCUUUUUUUUUUUUAAAUGUUCGUCUGGUUGGUUGAUGUGCAAUAUGUUUUGUAUGCAGGUAGUUCUUAAAUAAACUCGAUCUUCUGUGUAGAUCUGAAACCAAA
Messenger RNA from Nothobranchius furzeri (turquoise killifish), 3927 nucleotides. The record is from RefSeq and is a predicted model, not a curated record. Lineage: Eukaryota; Metazoa; Chordata; Actinopteri; Cyprinodontiformes; Nothobranchiidae.